UGUGGAGUUCCAGCCAUGUUAUGUGUUACAGCAGGGAAGUUCCUGGAAAACACCAUGACAAAGUGUUUUGUGAAGAACUGCCGGAGUGAUUCCGUAUGUGACAGUGAGGUCACAUUUCAUGGCUUUCCAAGCUCCGUCCACUUGAUUAAACUAUGGCUCCGGCAGACUGGUAACCAGUUCACUGACACGGAUGCAUUGGUGCAGAAUAUUCUACAGUCCAAGAAAACUGGGCUCUAUCAAAUCUGUUCAAAGCAUUUCUCACCAAAAAGUUACAUCUUCAAUGGCACAAAGAUGGUUCUGAAAGUGGACGCCAUCCCUACAGUUUUCCAAGAUGUGCAAAACAUCUCAGAAACACCAGAAGUCUCUAAGGCUCCAUCCUGCACAAAAGCACAAAUAGAAAACCCGUUACGUGCAAGCUCUUCCCUUUCCCAGUAUUCUGUACAAGCCAUUCCUCCACAGACCGGACCAUCCUUCGAGAGUCUGAUCAAAGGACACCCAGAAAUCUCUGAACCUGGGGAUAUAAACCACGAUAUGACACUGACCAUUAAAACAAUGGUGGACAAAUCCAUUGGCACAGAUCCGCACAGCGAUUUUAAUGAAAACAAGAAUGAGAAGCUAAUGAAUAAAAGACUAUUAAAACUUGCCAUGGAGAUCAUCUCUUUGCUAACCGGAGAGGAAUAUGUGAUGGUAAAAAAGAAUUCUACUCCACCCAGCAGUGAACAGAAUGGAGAGGUACCUUUAAAAUGUGGCGAUGUGUCCGUCUAUUUCACCAUGGAGGAGUGGGACUAUAUAGAAGAGCACAGAGAUCUUUACCAGAAGGUGGUGACGGAGAAUCAUCAGAGAUCCUUCAGUCCUCUCCUAGAAGAACCUGAAGUGUACAGUGGAGAUGUAAAGACUGUUGUGGUCACUGAGGAAGACGAUGACAGCCAAAGCAGGGAAGAAACCGAACCAGUGGAUGUGUCAACCAGCACCUAUGCGGGUGAAUUCAGCACAGACUCUGUAUCGGUUGGUCAAGCAAUAGAGGAGACAUAUGUGCUGAACACUUGGGAAACUUCUGCUCAUGAGGCCACCUGCACAGAGGAUGAGCUGCAAGAAGACUCUUACACCUUGUCUUCGUCACCUAGUAACAUAGCAAAACACACCGCAACAUCAUUUCACGGCUCUCAAUUAGAAGACAGUGGAGAACAUUUUUCUAUUUCGUCACCUAGGCAUGCUAUGGACGGCCUUGCCUAUACAUCUACGUCAGAGCAAUGUGAAGAGCAAGCAUGGAGCACCUACAGUAGAUACGUUGGUGACUCCAAUUUCACAGCAAUAGAACAUCCACAAAUUAAAGAAGAGACCAACGAGUAUAGCUACAUUUAUGAUGAAGACCCGGCAUAUGUUGAUCACAAUCCUGCCCGUGUUUGUGAAGAACAAAAUCAGUUGUUUGAGACGAUGAACAGUCUUCUUAUCCAUCAAAUGACACAUGGUCAGUCUUCUUCAGUAGAUAAGCCCUAUGCCUGCAACCACUGUGACAAGCGAUUUGCCAAAAGGUCCCACCUAGGAAUGCAUCUUAAGACACACACAGGAGAAAAGCCAUACGCCUGCCCUGACUGCGGGAAGAGAUUUAGCCGACGGUCAAAUAUGGCAACACAUUACAGAACACACACUGGGGAGAAGCCUUUUGCUUGUCCCAAAUGUGGUAAACGUUUCACCCAGAGUUCCCACAUGGUGACUCACCAAAGGACGCAUUCUGCAGAUAAACUCUUCACUUGUCCCGAGUGCAAGAAAUGCUUUACAAAGUGGUCAUACCUAAACUUCCACCUACGAACUCACGGAAUAGAGAAACUGAGCGUGCCUUGAGUGUGGAAUGACUUGUUGACCACAAGAUCCAUCACAUCUACCUUUGUGUAGACUUUGAAAUUAUUUUAUCCUGGGUGCCAGGGUACUUGUACACAAAGUUUGUGUUGUGCUCCAGAAGGUGCAGACAGAGCUGGUGGGAUAUUAAUCUUUUAGCCCACCUAAAAGUUUCCAUUGACGUUAUAGAAAUUGUGAAAAUGAAGACUUUGGAUGCAAGGACUGCCAUACUUGGGGGAAAAAAAUGGUGUUCCUUUGAACGUCACAAAUUCAUGAACCCAUAGACCUUUCAAGAUGAAAAGCUUAUCAGCUGUCAACUCCCAUGCCCAUAUGAAGAUCACCUGCUAUUAGCAGCUUGUGCCACAAUGUACAAUUCCCGUUUGUUGCUGGCCUAGUUGACAUUAUUGACAUACUUUUCCAUUGUGGUUGUGUUAAUUUGAUAGUUUAUAUAUAUUUAUGUUCAGACUUUUUUUUUUUUAUCAUCACAGAACACAGGAUUAUUUCCCCUUUAUCAUCUUUCGCCACUGUCCAUUUAACGAGGCUCGACACUCUUCAUCCACCACUAGCUGGUAGUAUCAUAGCAGUAUCAAUAAGGCUCAACACAUCAGUAGGGCCUCUACAUAUGCUGCAGAGUUGUGGUAUAUGUUGACUCGUAGUAAUGUCACAAAUAUAAGAUUCUUAAUGGCAAAAAAAAAAUGUGUAACCCCUUCUUCUGACUUUCUCAUGUGAGGGUCUUAUUCACACAAGUAGGCAUAGUAUUCAUGGUAUUUGAAUAUUCUUCCUGUUCUUAUAUUUUUUUUAAUUUUUGCCUUGUGUAUUCAUCUUGUAUGUCUCUGUACAUAUUGCCAUUUUCGAUUUUAUUGUUGGAGAAAUGUAAAUGAUAAAAUCAAUUUAAGCAC
This is a messenger RNA of Hyla sarda, 2735 nucleotides long. Its product is annotated as zinc finger protein 436-like. The record is from RefSeq and is a predicted model, not a curated record. Gene Ontology annotation, cellular component: nucleus. Lineage: Eukaryota; Metazoa; Chordata; Amphibia; Anura; Hylidae. Gene Ontology annotation, biological process: central nervous system development; regulation of transcription by RNA polymerase II. The transcript has 8 exons. Bases 16 to 1842 code for a protein of 608 amino acids. Gene Ontology annotation, molecular function: DNA-binding transcription factor activity, RNA polymerase II-specific; RNA polymerase II cis-regulatory region sequence-specific DNA binding.